Paramecium tetraurelia is the source of this 828-nucleotide messenger RNA. RefSeq lists its product as uncharacterized. The record is from RefSeq and is a predicted model, not a curated record. Lineage: Eukaryota; Ciliophora; Oligohymenophorea; Peniculida; Parameciidae. The transcript is spliced from 5 exons.
AUGCAAUCAUAGUAAGCAUGGGAUGGGUUGUAAUCCUGUAAAUUUAAUUAUUCAGAAAAAAUACACAUAAAACCUUAAGAUUGUAUUACUGAUUUUGCAGGAGGAGAAAUUCAACAACCUCUGGGAAGAGUACAUUAUGAUCCAAAAUAUGGAGAUCCUUACACUUGGGUACCUCAUCUCAAAACAAGUAUACCAAGACCAGGUGAUGGCAAAUCGUAAGAAUUUCCUCCUGGAAAAUAAUUUAUUGAUCAUCGUCCAUAAGAGAAGAAACCUCGAGCAUAAAGGCUGCAUCUCAAAGAAGGAUAGUCAGGACAUCUUGAAGAUGUUCCAUAUGGCAUUAAAACAUUUCCACCGAUUCAUUGCGAAAAAAGACAUGAGAUUGAAGAAAUGAUGGGAAAAAAGUAAAGGUUAGAUUACCUUUAUUAAAUGAGAAAUGGUUUGCCAGUAGCAGCCUUAGGAGAUAAAAUAUAUAGAAAUCCAGAAUAUGCAUCUGAUUUUUUUAAAGAAGGAGGAUUGAUUACAGGAUCAAGCAACGUAUAAAGAAAAGUAAAUAUCAACUAAUUGCAUGAAAAAGAAAUGGAAAAAAAAAUUUAGCUAAUUUAAUCUAGGAUUAAGAAAGGAACACUUUGGAGUGAUAAAGUAAAAAUGGAUUAGGAUGCAGAAAAGAAAUAAGAUAUUGAUGACUUAGAUACAUGGAUUGAAACUACCUUAAAGCCUUCGAAUCCUAAUUAUUAAGAUCCUGAUAAAUUUUUUGAGAAUUUAGAAAAACAAUAAGCAUAAGAUCCAAAAAAAGCAUAGGCAAACCAAAAAAAAACUGGAAAAAAAUGA